AUGCACACCUACUGGGUGCGGCUCAACGCCGUCUUCUUCUACGGGCUGAACGUGCUCUUGGGCCUGAGCGUCGCGGCCUGGUUUUCGUGUUUGCAGCAGGACCUGCACUUCAAGACGGAGCUCCCGCGGCCCGUCGUCGAGACGGUGCGCGUCAACGAGCUCUUGAGCCUCCGCGCGCACGGCGGCGUCGACCGCGCGCUGCUGAGCUUCGACCUCCAGGCGGACCUGACGCCGGCGUUCCACUGGAACCUGAAGCAGCUCUUCGUCUUCGUGCUCGCGGAGUACUACACGGAGUCGAACGUGCUCAACCAGGUCAUCCUCUGGGACAAGAUCGUCACGUCCGAGGAGGAGGCGCGGCUCGACGAGCGCAACGUCUACGUCAAGUACGCCCUCAUCGACCAGACCAACGAGCUCCGCAACACGUCCGUCAACUACCUCCUCGUCUGGGACCACAUGCCCGUGACGGGCCGCCUCUUCAUGGAGCGCGAGACGGGCUCCACGUCCAUGCUGCCCAAGGAGUACUUCUAG
Molecule: messenger RNA, 528 nt
Organism: Aureococcus anophagefferens
Lineage: Eukaryota; Pelagophyceae; Pelagomonadales; Pelagomonadaceae
Exons: 1
Coding region: 1-528 (175 amino acids)
Biological process (GO): protein targeting to ER
Cellular component (GO): membrane; signal peptidase complex
Source: RefSeq, a predicted model, not a curated record